Molecule: messenger RNA, 1787 nt
Organism: Aplysia californica (California sea hare)
Lineage: Eukaryota; Metazoa; Mollusca; Gastropoda; Aplysiida; Aplysiidae
Product: probable D-lactate dehydrogenase, mitochondrial
Exons: 12
Coding region: 117-1595 (492 amino acids)
Biological process (GO): lactate catabolic process
Cellular component (GO): mitochondrion
Molecular function (GO): D-lactate dehydrogenase (NAD+) activity; D-lactate dehydrogenase (cytochrome) activity; FAD binding
Source: RefSeq, a predicted model, not a curated record
CGUUUCGGAUGUUCAGUUUUCGUUUUCUUCUCUCGUCAUCGGAACCACAGUGAACCACUGCGACUGCCACUGUCUGAGACAGUCUGUCCUUGGUUGUGCAACAUAGUGAUAGCAAGAUGUUUUCCAGGCAGGUCAAGCAAUUUCUCAAGAGAUCCUCUUCGACACUCUGGCCGUACUUACAGAGAAACUACGGUGCGCCUAGCCGUCAGGCAAAAGUGACCAAUGACUUUGUGAGCUCGCUAAAAAGCAUUGUUGGAGACAAGAAUGUGUCGACUGCCGACGCCGUCAGAGAACAGCAUGGCCAUGAUGAGUCUCACCAUGAAAUUGGCCUGCCAGACGUCGUGGUAUUUGCCGAGUCUGUGCAACAUGUGAGCGAAGUGUCCAAAUUGUGCAACGACAAUGUGGUGUCUCUCAUUCCCUUUGGCAGCGGGACAGGGCUGGAGGGCGGAGUCAAUGCGCUGGAGGGUGGAGUUUGUCUUGAUGUGACCAAAAUGGAUGAGAUCAUAGAAGUGAAUGCUGAAGACUUUGACUGCACCGUGCGGCCAGGGGUCAUGAGAAUCGGCCUCAACAAUUAUCUCAGGGACACUGGGCUCUUUUUCCCGAUCGAUCCUGGUGCUGAUGCGUCAGUGUGCGGCAUGUGUGCUACGAGUGCGUCCGGGACCAAUGCUGUGCGCUAUGGGACUAUGAGGGAAAAUGUGCUCAACCUGGAGGUGGUGCUGCCAGAUGGGCGUGUCAUCGACACAGCGGGGAAAGGCAGACGAACCAAGAAAACUUCGGCUGGUUACAAUUUGACCAACUUGUUUGUUGGAUCAGAGGGUACCCUUGGCACUAUUACCAAAGCUACCGUCAGAUUAUAUGGAGUCCCAGAAAAGACUAUUUCCGCCGUGUGUCAUUUUAACUCAGUGCAGGAGGCUGUUGACACAGUCGUACAAGUGUUGCAGUGUGGAAUUCCCAUGGCAAAACUUGAAUUUCUUGAUGAUGUGGCCAUUGAGGCUUUCAACAAGUUUAGCAAGUUUGAUAUGACGGUGGCACAGUCAUUGUUUUUAGAAUUUCACGGACCUGCACUUGGCCUGGAAGAUCAGUUCAACACUGUCAAGGAGCUGAUUGAUAUGAACAAUGGAUUUGGCCUGAAGACUGCCAUAGAAGCUGAUGAAAGAAACAAACUAUGGAAGGCCAGGCAUGAGAUGGUGUGGGCAUGCUGCUCACUUAUCCCUGGUUCAAAGCCUUACUCCACUGAUGUUUGUGUGCCUAUCUCCCACUUGCCUGAUGUGAUCGUCAAAACAAAGGAAAUGAUCAAAGAGGCAAAUGUCAUUGGGCCCAUUGUUGGGCAUGUCGGAGAUGGGAAUUUCCACGUGUUUUUCCCUGUGGACCACGCAGACACUGAGACGUUUAAAAAAGUCUAUGACAUUUCACAUAGGAUGGCCCUUCUGGCCAUGGACCGGAACGGAACCUGCACCGGGGAGCAUGGGAUUGGGAUGGGCAAGCGGGACCUGCUUAUCCGAGAGCUUGGUGAGGAGGGCGUUGAGGCAAUGAGACAAGUGAAGAAAACCUUUGACCCCAACGGCAUCAUGAACCCUGGCAAGGUGUUCUGUUGAUUUCCCCCCCUCGGCCCUGGAGACUUUGCUCACUGGUCUACAGGUUGUGUUUUGAAAAUGAAUGAGCUUGUGAGUGCAUGGGCUCACCCUCUUCUCUCUUUUUUUCGCGCACUCAUACACACAUGCACUCACACAUACACCUGUACCUGUUGUACACUCGCAUGCACUCACACACACAUGCGCACACACACA